AUGGUUGCUCUCCUGAGAUGGAGCCGAAACGCAUUCCGUAGUGCUCCCAUAUCUCCGUUAUCCUUUCCCACCAGCGGCUUUGAAAUCGUUGGGGCAUCUGAGAUCCUUGAUGAGGAACGUUUCGAAGAGUUCAAAAAAGGUCAAUACUAUCCUGUCAAUAUUGGCGAUGCCUUUCAUUCUAGAUACCAGAUUAUUGGCAAGCUAGGAUUUGGGGUUACUUCCACAGUAUGCCUUGCUCGUGAUCUCGAUGGCCAUCAGUACGUGACACUUAAGAUUUAUACACGCGAUGAGGUCAAUCAGGAAGAGGUUCAGAUAUACAAGCAAUUGAGCCAAGGCAAUUCAUCACAUCUUGGUUAUGCUCAUGUGAGAAGAGCACUAGAUAUUUUCACCAUUCCACGUUCUGAAGGUGGCCAUCAUUGUCUUGUUCAGAAACCAAUGUGGGAGAGCUUUAGGGAUCUACUGCUUCGUAAUCUUAAUCAUCGAUUUACUGAAGACCUCCUCAGGACUGGUCUUACGCAGGUUUUGCUUGCGCUUGAUUAUCUGCAUACCGAAUGCAAGCUUGUCCAUACAGACAUCAAGGGUGAUAACAUUCUUCAAGAAAUAGAGGACACGGCGAUCCUUGAACCCUUUACGAAAGCUGAACUGGAGAAUCCUUCACCGGGAAAAUUUAUAAACGGCAUGCCAAUAUAUGCUUCUCGACGGUUUGAAUUACCAAGGAACGAUUUUGGUUCAGCUGUACGAGGAGAUGAAAGGAGAAAUCAUGAUGCGCAGCCCAAUGUUUAUAGAUCACCAGAAGUGAUGCUAAAAACUGAUUGGAGCUACCCCGUUGAUAUACGGAACGUUGGCGUCAUGGUUUGGGAUCUGUUUGAGGGCAAGCAUCUGUUCUAUGGUAAUGAUCCUGAUGGGAAAGGGUAUUCUACCCGUGAGUACCUCGCUGAGGUGAUUGGCAUUUUGGGACCACCUUCUUUAGACAUGCUUAUGCUUGGAAAAAGAAGUCAUGAGUUUUUUACUGGUCAUGGAAAGUGGAAGCAGGACAUCGAAGUGCCGCGAGGAGUGAGUUUGGAAUCCGCGGAAGAGUUUCUCGAGGGAAGAAACCAGGAAUUGUUUUUAGCUUUCAUGAGGGAUAUGCUUUAA
Molecule: messenger RNA, 1134 nt
Organism: Talaromyces proteolyticus
Lineage: Eukaryota; Fungi; Ascomycota; Eurotiomycetes; Eurotiales; Trichocomaceae
Product: kinase domain protein
Exons: 6
Coding region: 1-1134 (377 amino acids)
Biological process (GO): spliceosomal complex assembly; regulation of mRNA processing; protein phosphorylation
Molecular function (GO): protein kinase activity; ATP binding
Source: RefSeq, a predicted model, not a curated record